Molecule: messenger RNA, 495 nt
Organism: Cylicostephanus goldi
Lineage: Eukaryota; Metazoa; Nematoda; Chromadorea; Rhabditida; Strongylidae
Source: the annotation of a GenBank genome assembly
GUGCUAUUUCCCAUUCUCUACUGUUCACCAAUAGCUAUCAUAGCUCAAACCCAAAGAUCUAUUUCUAUCAUAACUAGUGGUUUUCUUUCAAUAGCAGCAGUAACUCUAAUUGUUAUGACUACCAUUAUUGACCAUCAAAAAUAUGAAUUCAGAAGAUCUAAGGGUGUGAUCAAAAUUAAUGGAGUGGAUCCAUUUUUUAUUACUGCUAAAUACAAGAACGACAAUGGUGACACAGCCGCGAAUUUAUUAUUGGGAAGCGGUUACUGGUCGAUAAGUCGACAUCCAAACUAUAUUUGUGAAGCUGCCACGUUUGCCGUAUUCUCAGCAUUUCAAGGUCCUGCAACGCUUGCCUGCCAUCUACCGGCCGUUUUCAUCGCAGUAUUUUUAUUUGUUCGACUAAUGAAUGAUGAGACGCGGUGUUUGGCAAAAUAUGGCCAAUCAUGGAUACAACACUGUAAUAAAGUGCCGUUUCGGAUACUACCUGGAAUUUAUUGA